AUGGCUGAUGUGGGUUUAAUGCUGCUUAGUUUGGUUGAGGAAGCUUACAGCAAGCAUGCCAACAGACAAGCUGUUCUGUAUGAUAAUGGGGACCAUCAGUCGAGCAUCUCUUACAAACAACUGUGGAGCAUUUCCAUACAGCUGGCAUACUGUAUCACUACAUCAGACACUGGCAAAGCUAAAAUUGUUAUGGUUCCAAAUGAAAGUGUUGUACCUAACAUCCUUCAUUUGAGAGAACUGUUCUCCCUGAUGUCUGAUGACCUUGUUCUGGCAGCGACAGCUUUGACCUUUGACCCUAGUAUUGUAGAGAUAUUUAUGGCACUAAGUGUGGGUGCGUGUCUGUUGAUAAUACCUCCAGCAGUGAAAAUGAUGCCUGAUCGGUUGUUGGAGAUGAUUCACGGGAGGAAUAAAGUCACUGUCAUUCAGGUAACACCAACAUUGAUGUCCAGAUUUAAUGCCAGUAAGUUAUCCCAGACCAUCCUUGGAGAUAACUCUGUGAUGAGAGUUGUUGCCCUUGGUGGAGAGAAGUUCCCAUCAUGCUCCUGGUUACAGUCUAUAAAGUCGCCUAGCAACAAGACUUGUUUCUACAAUCUGUAUGGUACAACAGAGGUCUCCUGCUGGGCAACUUACUAUGAAGUUACAGAGGAAGACUUGAGGACAUCAGCAGAAAUUUCUCUUGGCCAUCCUCUGCAGGGUACAGUGGUAGAAGUCUGUGAUGAUACAGGAAAUAUUGUUACUGAAGGACAAGGCAGGCUAUGGAUUGGUGGCAGAAAUAGACAGUGUAUAAUAGAUGAAAGUGAGGAGCUGAAUUUUGAUAAGCUCGUACUGAGAGAUACAGGUGAUGAUGUCAGAGUAAAGGGGAACAAUCUGUACUAUAUUGGCAGGAGAGAUCAACAGAAAAAACGUAAUGGUCGGAGAAUUAAUUUGGAGGAAAUCAAAAUGGUGGGGAGGAGAAAUGUAAAUGUUCAUGACUGUGAGGUAAUGCUUAUAGGAGAUCAGCUGAUAAUGUUUGUUGUACUGUCACAACACACAGCGAACACUGAUAUGGUCAGUGUGUAUAUGAAAGAGAACCUGCCCUCCCACUGGUGGCCAGAUAGUGUCAUAAUCAUUGCAAACCUGCCAGUUACUGAACAUGGGAAGGUUGACAUGAAUGCUCUAGAGAACAUAUAUCGAGAAAGAUUAUGUAAACCUGAUAGAAUUGAUGCCAUUGAAUAUCUUAUGUCAAUGUGGAAGGAACUUACAAACAGAGCUGCAAGCAUACCAGAGACCCAGAACUUUAUUCAAGCAGGUGGAGAUUCAUUGAAAGCUGUCCGACUUGCUAAUACUGUUGAAAACAUUCUGAAUGUGCAGCUGCCACAGCUAGUUGAUAUAGUGUUACAUCAAACAUUCAGUGAUGUUAGAAAAUAUUUGAUCUCCAUAGUGGGACAGGGAUCAGAACAGGUUGACAAAGAAAAAUCUGAGGGUUUGAACGAUAAUCAAAUUGUUACUGAUGAAUUGAAUAAAGGGGAAAGUAUAAAUAAUUUUGAAAUUGAAAGAAAUACUAGUAGUACAUUAGAUGACUGUAAUCAAAAGUUAAUUACUACAAAGGAAAAGAUAAUUUAUAAAAGAAAAUUGGACGAGGAUCAGCCAUUGAGAAAACUGACUAAAGUUUUAAAUGAUAUACAGUUUACAGUUAGUAGAUGUAACAGACUUGACUACAUUAAUUGCACAGAGACAGAAUUUAUUCGUGGAAUGACUUGCAGAAAAAGAAAGGCUGCCUUUUCUGUAGCUGAAAAGAGAGACGAGUUGAAAGUUGUACGAGAGUGUUAUUUGAAGUUGGAAGAAAUGUGGAAAUACAACACGGGGAAAUGUGUGGAUGCGUCACCAUUGCUGGUUGUUAAAUCCAGUGGAGAGUUUAUUGUGAUGGUAGGAUCUCACUCUCACAGAUUCUCUGCUAUAUGUGGCUCUACGGGAGAGAGACUAUGGGAGACAACUCUUCCUGACAGAAUAGAGUCAUCAGCCAGUCUUAGUGCAUGUGGACACUUUGUUGUUGUUGGAUGUUAUGAUGGCAAUGUGUAUUGCCUGCAUGUUGAUACUGGGGACAUCUGGUGGCAGUUUGAGACUGGUUCCCAGGUGAAAUGUUCACCUGUAGUUGAUACUGAGACUGGACUGGUAUACAUUGGUUCCCAUAGUCAGACUGUGUACUGUUUGGAUGUUAAUGCACAAAGAGUGGUCUGGAAGAGACACUUACAGUCUGGCAGCAUAUUUUCAUCACCUAUUAUCAGUAAUGAUCCACAUCAGCUUUAUAUAGCAACACUUGGCGGGAAAAUGUUUGCUUUAAAUCCAAUGAAUGGAGAAAUAUUGUGGGAGUACGGCUUCCUCAAGCCAGUGUUCUCUUCCCCCGCCCUGACCCAGCAAGGUGUAUGUGUUGGUUGUACUGACAGAUGCCUGUAUCAUUUGAGCUUCAAUGGAACUUUGUUAUGGAAGUAUUCAACAGAUGGACAUAUAUUUUCAUCACCAUCUGCAUAUGCAGAUACACUAUCAGUGGCAAAGAAUGAUGAAACACAUCGUGUUGCUAUAGACCAUACUGGAGGCAAAAGUAGUACAUUACAUUGUGGAAGCAUAGACAACAAUAAAAAUUCAGAUACAUUCAGUAUUAGUGAAUUUAUUACCUUUGGAUCACAUGACAAAUUUUUAUACUGUGUUUCAAGUGAAGGUGAACUUAUCUGGAAAUUACAGGUAGAUGCAGAGGUGUAUUCUUCACCAUUCAAGUGUCAUAUAAAUGGUGACAGUUUUAAUAUAAGUUGUGAUAUACCCAAUAAUAUAUACAGUAAGUGUUUAGAAAAUCAAAAUGUUGAAGGAUCAGUUGUAGAAAAUGUAAUAGAUACUAAAGAAAAUUCGGAGGUUGGUUUUAAAAAUGAUCAGCCUGGAAAUAUGUCUGCAGAUGCACUUUUAGGCACUAGUUUUAACUUUAUUAUGCACAUGAACUGCAGAGCAAUGAAACCACAGAAAACCCAUUCAUAAGAAAAUGCGAGUCUACCAAAUCUAAAAUUCUUAAUAAGUCGGAAUCUAGUAAGAAUGGUGAUCACAUUCAAUGCAAAGUUAAUCCUGCACUUCAUGUGGUAGUUUUUGCCUCUACAGUUGGUACAUUGUACAUUGUGGA
Mercenaria mercenaria is the source of this 3142-nucleotide messenger RNA. RefSeq names its product beta-alanine-activating enzyme-like. The record is from RefSeq and is a predicted model, not a curated record. Gene Ontology annotation, biological process: amino acid activation for nonribosomal peptide biosynthetic process. Gene Ontology annotation, molecular function: protein binding. Lineage: Eukaryota; Metazoa; Mollusca; Bivalvia; Venerida; Veneridae.